GCAGAAGGAGAAAGGAAAUGGCCGAAAUAGUUCUCUUCCCUUUCAUGUCCAAAGGCCACAUGAUCCCUAUCAUCCACCUGGCCCACCUCCUUAUCAAUCGUGGCCUACCCAUCACAAUCUUCACCACACCUUCAAACUCUCCUUUCAUCCGUCAAUCUCUCAAGAACAACGUCUCCAAAGCUACCAUCAUCGAUCUCCCCUUCCCAAAACACGUCCCCAAUCUCCCUUCCGGAGUCGAAAGCACCGACCAACUUCCAUCCAUGUCCCUCUUCCUCCCAUUCAUCAACGCCGUCAAACUCCUCCGGCCCCACUUCGAACAAGCGCUUGAGAGCCUGCCACGUGUCAGUUUCAUAAUCUCCGAUGGCUUCCUUGGGUGGACUCAAAUAUCUGCUUCGAGAUUAGGCAUUCCAUGGAUUUUAUUCUAUGGAAUGAACUUCUUCGCCAUGACUAUUUCACGAGUCGUUUUACGAGACCAGCCCCAUGCAGGCCACGACAAUGACGAGCCUUUCUCUAUCCAAUGCUUCCCUUGGAUCAAGCUCACAAGGAACGAUCUCAGCCCUCCAUUCAACGACCCUGAACCUAGCGGUCCGUUGUGGGAUUUCAUUGUUGAAACAGGCCAACAUGCAUCGCAUAGCAGUGGAAUGAUCGUAAAUAGCUUCUAUGAGCUAGAGCCUGUUUAUGUGGAUUACUGGAAGAAAGUCUUCGAUACUCGGAUUUGGUGUGUGGGGCCGCUUUGUUUAUCAGUUCCCAGAGCUGAAACUCUCUCAAACACCAAAUGGCUACAAUGGUUAAAUAAAAAGCUAGCCAUGCAACGUCCGGUUUUGUACGUAGCAUUUGGUACGCAAGCUGAGGUCUUGAAUGAACAAUUGCAGGAGAUUGCGAUUGGUUUGGAUCGGUCGGAGGUGGACUUUCUUUGGGUGGUGCGAUCGAAGGAAGCUGAAUUGGGAGACGGGUUCGAGGAGAGGGUGGCGGAGAGAGGGUUGGUGGUUAGGGAGUGGGUUGAGCAAGUGGCUGUACUGGAACACGAAAGCGUUCGAGGGUUCAUGAGUCAUUGCGGUUGGAAUUCGGUGUUGGAGAGCAUCGGUGCAUCGGUUCCGAUCUUGGCGUGGCCUAUGAUGGCUGAGCAGCACCUGAAUGCAAAGCUGGUGGAGGAGCUGGGGAUUGGUUUGAGGAUCGAAGCGAGAAACGGCAAAGGGUGUAAUGGAUUAGUGAGUUCAGAUGAUGUGGAGAAGAUGGUGAGGGAGUUGAUGGGAGGAGAAAAGGGGUGUGAAGCAGGUAAGAAGAUGCAGGAAGUAGGACAAGCUGGUAGACGGGCCAUGGAAGAAAGUGGGACCUCGUGGCGUUCUCUGGACCUGCUUCUAGAAGAGUUGAAAUUAGCCUAGCUUACGACAUGCAUUGAAAGCUUUUAAUAAUAACCAUGCGUUCUAACUAGCAGGCUACCAACAUGGGUUUAGGUUUGCCAGCCACGCAUGCAGCAUCUAUACACACGCAUCUUCACACAGUUGAAAAUUUCGUAGAUAUGUGAGGCAUCUAAGCCGUGAAUGUGGUGGAUCCUUUUGUGAAGAUACCAAAUGUCAAAAAUCUAGUUUAUCAAUGGAUUAGAUGGGACACAGUUGUAAGAAAGCAAUGAAUGCUAUGAAAGUGAAUGUUGUUGAACUUCAA
Molecule: messenger RNA, 1662 nt
Organism: Magnolia sinica
Lineage: Eukaryota; Viridiplantae; Streptophyta; Magnoliopsida; Magnoliales; Magnoliaceae
Product: UDP-glycosyltransferase 90A1-like
Exons: 1
Coding region: 18-1382 (454 amino acids)
Molecular function (GO): UDP-glycosyltransferase activity
Source: RefSeq, a predicted model, not a curated record